Saprolegnia parasitica CBS 223.65 is the source of this 336-nucleotide messenger RNA. RefSeq lists its product as hypothetical. The transcript has a single exon. The record is from RefSeq and is a predicted model, not a curated record. Bases 24 to 290 code for a protein of 88 amino acids. Lineage: Eukaryota; Oomycota; Saprolegniomycetes; Saprolegniales; Saprolegniaceae.
CGAAGCACGCCGAUCGAUCGACCAUGAACGCGAUGAACAACCUCCCGGCGUACCAGCAGCAAGAGCUGAUGAAGCACUUUGAAGAGAAGCAGCUUGAGGAGAGCUUGGCCAUGUACAACCGCGUCGUCGCCACGUGCUUUAACGAGUGCGUCCAGUCGUUCCGCUCCAAGAAGCUCGACGACAAGGAAGAGGGCUGCAUCAACAAGUGCACGGAAAAGUUCGUCAAGCACACGCAGCGGGUCGCGACGCGCUUCCAGGAGGCGCAGGCCGCGGCCAUGGAAGGCCAAUAAGUAGACUAAUGCAGACCCGCCCUGCACCGCCUUUCCCACUUUGCAC